AUGGAUGCAUUAAAGGGUAUCCGAAGACCAAGGACAGAGGAACUGACCAGCAGUCAGUUAGCAGAGAUGGAGGAGGACUUGCAGCAGCAACUGUCCCGCACAGAAGAAAGGGUCAGGGAAGAGCUAUGCCUUAUGCUUUUUGAUGUGAACAGGACAGAGGAACUGACCAGCAGUCAGUUAGCAGAGAUGGAGGAGGACUUGCAGCAGCAACUGUCCCGCACAGAAGAAAGGGUCAGGGAAGAGGAGCAAAAGAAAUUGGACGAAUCCAUUGCUAUGCUCCAAAUCAAGCAUGAUAAUGAACUGGCAGACCUGCAAACAACGAUAGAAAGGCUCACAAAGCAAUAUCAAGAGGAGUCUAAAUUAAACAGCCCCAGGGAAGAUGCCAUCAAAUUGAGAGCACAGAUUAGAGAUCUGAUGCAGGAAAAUGAGGAGCUGAGGAGUUCUCUUAUGAAAGCCCAGAUAAACGUCUCCGUUCUCCAGGUUGAGUUGGACAGGUUGCAGAAUGCCUUCACUGACCAGAAACUCCAACAUGAGAGAGAAAGUGAUGACCUUAAGAAGAUGGUGAUGGAGUUCCAGUCUUAUUCCAGCCAAAUAGAAUUCCUCCAGGAAAUGAACAAAACGUUGUAUGACAGCAAUGAUGGGUUACGCUCUGCACUGAGCCAGGAUAUUGGCUCUUCAAAAAAACGGCUCUCACCAAAAAAUGAAGUCCCUCCUAGAAAGAUGAAACCACUUCGACAGAGUACAAUGAAUCAGAGCGGUUUUACUAAAGAUGAGGACACGAUGGCCCUGGUGAAGUGCUGGGCUGAUAAGUAUUUGGAUAGUGGCGUCUCCGUUCAGACAGACGCCGAGCCGAUGUCAGGCAGCGAUUAUGACAGUGACGGCAGCCAAAAUUCAGUGGAGACUGUGCAACAUAGUUACUCUUGUGUUCCAUCUGAGUUGGAGGUGUCAGAGCUGAAGUGUGAAGCUGUGGGAUCUGUAGCUCGUAGCACAGUUGGCUCAAUAUCCUCCUCACUUCGGCGGCGGUUGUCUGCUUUUCCUGUCAAGCAAACUGAAGAAGACUUGUUCCGCAGCAUCGCCAGGUCAUAUUUUCGCAAAGCACAUGGAGUGCUACUGCUCUACGAUGUCACAUCUGAGAGCAGUUUCCUGAAUGUUCGUGAAUGGGUGGAACAGAUUCGGGAGUCAACGGAUGAGGACAUCCCAAUGUGUGUAAUAGGGAACAAGGUAGAUUUGAGGGCAGAGAGGCCAGAGGGAAGCUGUGUGAGCGCGUUUCAUGGUGAAAAGCUUGCUAUGUCUUAUAAUGCCCUGUUCUGCGAAGCAAGUGCUAAAGAGGGGACGAAUGUCAUCGAAGCAGUUUUACAUUUAGCAAGAAAAGUCAAGAAGCAUGCUAAACUGGGGCGAAGAGAGUCACAGGUUAAGCUUAGUCUUCAUAAACGGAAGACGACGCUGAGCAACUGCUGUGGAGUCUAAGUCAUGCAGAGAUCUGGUUUAAUUGUGAUUUUAUGCUUUUUAAAAUAACAAAUCCUGUCCUUUGUUAGAAAAAUGUUAAUGUGUGUUUUUUUUUUGUUUGUUUGUUUGUUUGUUUUUUAAUGCAGUUAGCACUUUUAAGCGGUUUUUAGACAUGGAUGCUUCCUUGGUGUCUUUAGGCACACUGAUCAAAUGUAUACUUGUAUAUUUGCCAAUUAAUUAUCAAAUUCAUUUCAGGGUUCAGUGUUUAUUUGAAUAACUUUUUAUUUAUGUUAGAAUUGAAUUACUGUUGCAUUGAAGGAUAUGUAUGUAAAUGUUUCUAACGUGUUA
Molecule: messenger RNA, 1794 nt
Organism: Sinocyclocheilus rhinocerous
Lineage: Eukaryota; Metazoa; Chordata; Actinopteri; Cypriniformes; Cyprinidae
Product: ras and EF-hand domain-containing protein-like
Exons: 16
Coding region: 1-1467 (488 amino acids)
Molecular function (GO): GTPase activity; GTP binding
Source: RefSeq, a predicted model, not a curated record